AUGUCUUACACGGUGGGAAUCGUCGGUGCCACGGGCGCCGUCGGUCAGGAAAUCCGCAACGUUCUGGAAACACGCGACUUUCCCGUCGAGCGCUUGCGCAUUUUCGGAUCGGCACGCUCCGCCGGAUCCACCGUCGCCACCAAGUACGGAGACGUCACCGUCGAACUCUUUGACGUGGCCGCCGCCAAACAGUGCGAUGUCGUCUUUCUCGCCGUGUCCGGAGACUUCUCGCUCGAGCACGCGCGUCAUCUCACCCAAGGAGACGACGCCACGGUGUGCAUUGACAAUUCGUCCGCCUUUCGCUACGAAGCCGACGUUCCCUUGGUCGUGCCGGAAAUCAACGGAGCCGAAACCAAAAAGAGCAAAUUGAUUGCCAAUCCCAAUUGCACCACCGCCAUUGCUCUCAUGGCACUCUGGCCCUUGCAUCAACUGUUUGGUCUCAAAAAGGUCAUUAUGAGUACCUACCAGGCCGCUUCCGGGGCGGGACAGCCUGGGAUGGAUGAACUCACGCAGGGAACUCAGGCCUACUUGAAUGGCGAAGCCGUCGAGAACAAUAUCUUUGCGCAUCCUCUCCCCUUUAACGUUAUUCCGCAAAUCGAUAAAUUCCAAUCCAACGGAUACACCAAGGAAGAAAUGAAAGUCACCUGGGAAACCCGCAAGAUCUGUGGCCUCCCCGACGACUUUCCCCUCUCCUGCACCGCCGUACGUAUUCCCACCAUUCGCGCGCAUUCCGAAUCCAUCGUUGUGGAAACGGAACGACCCGUCGACGUGGCCGCCGCCCGACAAGCCCUCGCCCAAGCCCCCGGCGUCAAACUCGUCGAUAAUACCGAACAACUAGAAUAUCCCAUGCCGCAGACCGCCACCGGACAGUACGACGUCGAAGUUGGACGACUCCGCAAAUCUAUCGUCUACGGAGACUACGGACUCGAACUCUUCGUCUGCGGUGAUCAACUCUUGCGUGGAGCCGCCCUCAAUGCCGUACUCGUCGCCGAAGAAAUGGUCACCAACGGAUCCCUCCAGGCUAAGAAAACUGCCUAG
Molecule: messenger RNA, 1038 nt
Organism: Phaeodactylum tricornutum CCAP 1055/1
Lineage: Eukaryota; Bacillariophyta; Bacillariophyceae; Surirellales; Neidiaceae
Exons: 2
Coding region: 1-1038 (345 amino acids)
Biological process (GO): L-threonine biosynthetic process
Molecular function (GO): NADP binding; aspartate-semialdehyde dehydrogenase (NADP+) activity; NAD binding
Source: RefSeq, a predicted model, not a curated record